UAUAAAUAGAACCAGAGUAUCCUCGUUGUCCAGAAAUCCAACGACAACUCUAUUGCCUCCAAGCGUUCACCAUGGCUUCUCAAGCAAGCAACCACCCCCUCAAGCAUGUAUCCCCGCACAUUCUAUCGCUGCUUUCCAAGCUGCAUAACCAAUCCGCAGCCCAAGAAGCUAAUCUGAGUUGGGAUGACUUCGAGCCGGAAGCUGUCGAUGAGAAAAUGCGCGACAAGUUUAUCGCCAUCGAGCAGGACAAGGCCUAUUUUCUCUACCAAAUGGGCCUCGCAACUCAAGCAAAGACCAUUGUCGAGGCUGGCACCUCCUACGGUGUGAGCACCAUCUAUCUCGCCCUGGCCGUUGCAGCCAAUGCCGCAGUUACGGGCGUCCCAGGCAAAGUUAUCGCGACGGAGCACGAGCCUGAAAAAUCUAAGAGAGCUCGAGGGAAUUGGGAUGCAUGCGGAAGCCCUGUCAGCGAUGUCAUUGAGCUGCGAGAGGGUGAUAUCAGGGAGACUUUGAAAUGCGACCUGGGGGAGGUAGACAUGCUACUGCUGGAUAUCUGGGGCCCGAUGCUACUCCCUGUUCUGAAAUUGGUACAGCCAGCAUUGAGACCUGGUGCGGUGAUCAUCGCCGAUAACACGAUCGCUGCUGCAGAGCACUGCAAGGAGCUUCUUGACUACAUGCGAGCUCCAGGAAGCGGUUUUCGGAACCUCACGCUUCCGUUCAACAAUGGGCUCGAAUUGAGCGUGUAUCAACCAUAGGGAUCUCAGUGAGACUGGAUAGCAGGGGUGGAAGGUCGGAUCGAACCAGCAAAUCUGUAUUGAAAAUUGAAGUGUUGAUGCAAGCAUGUUGGUGACAUUGUAACCCGGUAUGCGACUCCAACAGAAACAUAGCCUUAUUGAUGUUGUUUGCCAAUAUCUGAAAGCUCUCACUGUAAGUGGAGGUUAACAAAGCCAUAUUGUAGUAUGAAAGGACACCAGGUCAAGAACAAAGCUAGGUCUUCGAAUAGAAUCGGCGACCCCCGUCUACAGCUGAAACUGCUGUAUAUCGCGACUACAAAUGCUGAAAGAUUCAUGACGUCAUUGACAAAGCACUGUGUAAUUGACAUAACGUCCGUUGCUCGUUCAAGUUAAGAGAGUGCAUUUUUGGUGGCAGCAAAUUGGCUGGUUGUGUCGUCGGAGACAACAUUUUAAAUCCCG
This is a messenger RNA of Aspergillus homomorphus CBS 101889, 1190 nucleotides long. RefSeq names its product O-methyltransferase. Lineage: Eukaryota; Fungi; Ascomycota; Eurotiomycetes; Eurotiales; Aspergillaceae. The coding region runs from base 72 to 752 and encodes 226 amino acids. The transcript is spliced from 2 exons. The record is from RefSeq and is a predicted model, not a curated record.